AUGCGGGGUCACCCUGCCCUGGGGCACCGGGACCUCGGCCACGUGGUGGCAGCUGGGCUGUCCCACUGUGUCUCUAGAUGGAGAGGGGGCGUGGCAUCGGCCUUGAGCCCCACCAAUCACUGCGCACAGCAGUGGAAGGGGGCGUGGCUUCCUGCUCCGGUAGCGGCGGCGGACGCGGCUGCCGGUCCGCGGCCACCCCAGCGGGAGCGAGGGGACCCCCGGGAGCUACCGGGGCUGAGCAGAGCAGAGGAACCUCCGGGACCACCCAGAACCGAGCAGGAGCAGAGGAACCCCCAGAACCGAGCAGGAGUAGUGGGACCCCAGCACAGAGCAGGAGCAGAAGGACCCCCGGGAGAAGCCAGGAGCAGUGGGACCACCAGAACCGAGCAGGAGCAGAGGAACCUCCGGGACCUCCCCAGAACCGAGCAGGACCAGAGGGACCAUCCAGAACUGAGCAGGAGCAGAGGAACCCCCCAGAACCGAGCAGGACCAGAGGGACCAUCCAGAACUGAGCAGGAGCAGAGGAACCCCCCAGAACCGAGCAGGACCAGAGAGACCCCCAGAACCGAGCAGGAGGAGCAGAGAGACCCCCCCCCAGAACCGAGCAGGACCAGAAGGACCCCCAGAACCGAGCAGGAGGAGCAGAGAGACCCCCCGCCCAGGACCGAGCAGGAGCAGAGGGACCCCCCAGAACUGAGUACGCGGGGUGCAGAGCUGGACACGCGGGUGUUUCUCGUCCCCUGGUCCUGCCGUGGCUGGGGGGGCUCCUCGGGACGCCCCUGA
Messenger RNA from Catharus ustulatus (Swainson's thrush), 783 nucleotides. Its product is annotated as basic salivary proline-rich protein 4-like. Lineage: Eukaryota; Metazoa; Chordata; Aves; Passeriformes; Turdidae. The coding region runs from base 1 to 783 and encodes 260 amino acids. The transcript is spliced from 4 exons. The record is from RefSeq and is a predicted model, not a curated record.